AUGGCCUCAAUCUCAGAGUCUACCUUAAAACAAUAUAGUUCGGGUUUAAAACUAUGGUGGGAGUAUUGCUCUACCAAGAAAGCAGAUCCCUAUUCGGUUUCAGUAGUAACCGUCUUAGAGUUUCUAACCUAUCAUUUUAAGAAAGGAGCAUCUUAUAGUUCUUUAAAUACUUAUCGGUCUGCUAUAGCUCAAGUAGCGGGGCGAGACUUGGCACAGGAUUACAGGAUUCAGAAAUUUUUCAAAGGAGUCUAUAUGCUUAGACCAAGUUUACCGAAAUAUCAAAAUACUUGGGAUCCAGUAGUUUCAAAUUUUCUAAGGGAAUGGAAAAACAAAGAUAUCACUUUGAGGAAAUUGACCCAAAAACUUGUAACCCUUUUAUCAUUGGCCACAGGUCAACGUCUUCAAACUUUAUCCCUUAUAGAAAUCACGCACAUUUAUAAAUCAGAGAUCGAAAUAAAUAUAGCGGUGCCCCAAAGAAUUAAGACCUCUGGUAAAGAUCAAUCCCAGCCAUUUUCCCACCUUCCUUUUUUAAACUCGGAUCCGGAAGUUUGUGUGGCUAGGGUAAUCCUUACCUAUCUUGAGAAAACAGAAAAUCUAAGGGGUUCUGAAACAAGUUUAAUUCUAACCAGCAAAAUGCCUUGCCGUAGAGCAUCUACGCAGACCUUAAGUCGCUGGAUUAAGAUUAUUUUAGAUAAAAGUGGCAUUGACGUACACAAAUUUUCUGCGCACAGUACCAGGCAUGCGGCGACGUCUGCUGCAAAAAGAAAAGGGCUAAAUAUGGACACAAUUCGUCUUUUCGCGGGUUGGUCUAGAGACUCUAGGAUGUUUGCUCAAGUAUAUAAUAGGCCACUAUUGUCAGAUCAAACAUUUGCAGAAGCUGUACUUACAUGUUAGUUAUUAAAUUUUUUUCUGAAAGAUGAUGUUACUUACAGGGUUAUAAUUACAUAUAUUACUUACUUACUAUUAACUAACACCAUUAUUACUAUUACUAUUAUUAUUGUUACUUAUAUUGCUUAUGUAAUAUGACAUUGUGAACAUAAAUGAUAUACCUACCAUAGGUAAUAUGCAAUAUUAUAUAGGUAGUUCAUUUUCUGUUUGAAAUAGAAAAUUCGCAAUGUAUGCAGUCUCUAAUUGUUGCAAUAAACUCUAAAUAUCUACGUAUUACUAUUUUUCGAGACGGGGCCGAAUAUAAUCAUAAGAUCAAACGAACUUACCUGUGAUGUUCGAUCUUGAUUAUAU
Acanthoscelides obtectus is the source of this 1239-nucleotide messenger RNA. The record is from the annotation of a GenBank genome assembly. NCBI's taxonomy places the organism in Eukaryota, Metazoa, Arthropoda, Insecta, Coleoptera, Chrysomelidae.